AUUUCUUGUCCAAUCAGAGAGCAGAAUGGGUGUUUUCCACACGUUGGAUUGUUCUGGAUGAGCUGGGCUCGGCCGGCGCUGCUGGCCGUGGCAGGCGUUGGCGUUGUGAUGGGCACCGUCCUGGUGUACCGGUAUGCCACGCGCGGGCUUGGUGGCGACCGCCCGCAGGAUGAAGAGGAAAUUCCACCCAUUGGUAAUGUCGCGUCCACGAAUCGAAACGUUGCAUCAUCGGCGCGAUCUGCACCACCGUCAUCGGCGCCGGCGGUGGAGGUGGUGCAUGCCGGCGCGACGACGACUGUUUCGAUCGAACACAGUGAUCCUUUUCUGCCCACGACAGAAGAACGAUUGGAAAUGGACCGAUUGGUCGUGCAGGAAGGCAACAUGCUCCUCUCGUUGUUUGGCGUUGUGUUCCUUGCGAUCGUGCUGGUCGUGGCCAGCGUUGUCGUGUUGACCAGUCAAGACAUCCCUUCCAUCAUGCACGUCGAGAUGUUUCCGCCACUAUUCCUUGUCGGCGUAGGCAUUGUUGCUGCUUCUCUGAUCCACACGAUGAACCAACAGAGCUUGGUAUCAACGUUGAUGCCGCCUCUGAUGGCCGACAAAGCUGCGCCAUAUGACGCUCAUGAUGAUGCCGCCGCGACUCCCACGCCGUCCACAACAAAAGGCAAUGAAUCCGCGUCGCCGACGGCGACGACGAAGCGAGCGCCUUCUCCCAAACGAAACGUCACGUUUGAACAGAAUUCUCCGAGUCCGGCGCCACCAGCCGUCAUCGCUGCACCGGUUCCCGACCAUGCGGCCCUCGUGGCCAAAGCAGAUGCACUGUAUGCUGAAGGAGAUUACCAUGCCGUGAAAUCGUUUUUGGAUGAAAACUUAGUUCAUUAUCCGCGCAGCGUCGAUUUGCUGUGGCGAAGUGCACGCGCCUGCCAAGACAUGACGACCGAGACCAAAGACGACGCCGUGAAGAAGGCUCUGGUGUUUGAGGGCAUGGCACUAGCCGAGCGUGCGUACGACUCGCAGCCAAACGACGCGAUGGCAAACAAGUGGAUGGGGAUCAUGUUGAGCUCCGUGGGCAACUACCGCGACACGUCAGAGAAAAUCAAAGGCGCGUACAAGAUCAAGAACUUUAUUGAGCGGUCGAUCGAGCUCAACCCGAACGACGCAACUGCCCACAACAUCCUGGGCCAAUGGUGCCUGGCGUUUGCCAACUUAGGGUGGCUCGAGAAGCAAGCGGCCACCGUGCUCUUUGGCAAGCCACCGACGGCGUCGUACGACGAUGCCGUGCGCCAUUUCCACGACGCCGAAAACAUUAGCCCUGGGUUCUGGAAAAAGAACUCGUUUCUGCUGGCAGACACGUAUUUCAAGAUGGGCAAUGCGGCAGAAGCCAAGCUGUGGCUGGCCAAGGCCGAUGCGGUGCCGGUCAAGACGACCGAAGACAGAGAAGUGCAAGGUCAAAUUGACGUCCUUGGCAAGGCGCUCAAGUAGCAGGAGCGUGUUAACGUGAACCAGUCGCUGCACGUGCCAUGUAGUUAAAGAGCUAUCGUGGAUUGGCCUAACUUAUCGACGAUGAACGCCGCCACCUAGCCUGUGGCCUGGUCCAGCGUUGGCGAACGCCAGCGACUGUCGCAGCGCUUCGCGAAGGUCGGGGUCGUCCUCGUCGCCACUACCUUCGUCGUCCUCGUCGUGCAUGGGGCCGCGGUUACGGAUUUGCUGUUCAAAGUGCUCGGUCGUGAGUUGCCCUGCCAGCCGCUGCGCUCGAUUGUUGAACACAGAGUACGCACUGGGGAUCCGAACUGCAUGACCGUUCUCAUCGACUGUCACCGAGUCUUUCUCUUUGUCGCCAAGGUUCGCCAUGAUUAGGUAGAACAGUGAAGCGAUGAUGUACAGCGUCACCAUGUCGUGUUUUCCGGAGUACACCAGUCCCGCCGUCCACACGGCGACGAUCAACGUGUACUUGAGGGUCUGCCACGUCAUGACGCUCUUCAGCUGCGCAAGUGACGGGCACAUUGCUUUGAUCUCCUCCACAGUUUGAGCAUUCACGCGCAUAAAGGGUGGAAUGAAUGGGGUCAACGCCGCCACGACGCCAUCGAAGCCCAUGUUCUCGAUGGAAUUCUGCGAGGGCGAC
Messenger RNA from Aphanomyces invadans, 2119 nucleotides. RefSeq lists its product as hypothetical. NCBI's taxonomy places the organism in Eukaryota, Oomycota, Saprolegniomycetes, Saprolegniales, Verrucalvaceae. Gene Ontology annotation, molecular function: microtubule binding. The record is from RefSeq and is a predicted model, not a curated record. Bases 58 to 1479 code for a protein of 473 amino acids. Gene Ontology annotation, cellular component: cytoplasm; spindle microtubule; mitotic spindle pole. The transcript is spliced from 7 exons.